Molecule: messenger RNA, 1190 nt
Organism: Drosophila suzukii
Lineage: Eukaryota; Metazoa; Arthropoda; Insecta; Diptera; Drosophilidae
Gene: dgt4
Product: dim gamma-tubulin 4
Source: RefSeq, a predicted model, not a curated record
CGAUUGCUCCCGAUAGCAAGCCACCAAAACCAAAGCAGCUAGCAAUCGAAUCCGAAUUUCCCUCUCUUUGUUAAAUUAAGUAAAGUUAAAUAAAAGAAUAAAAAUAUGGAGACAUCGCCCACGUCCACCUCGUUCACACCGCCCACUUGGGCGCCCGAGGGCAUGGACGACAUCCAGUACCUGCUGCACCUGGAGGCGAUGCGACGCUACCAGGAAGACAGUCGCAACGUGAAGCGUCAGGUGGAGGAGCAAGUGCGAACCUGGCUGGACGCCAAGUGCGACUAUCAGCGGGAUUUUGGGCGGCUAGCAAGGCUUCUAAAGUGUGCGGCACUGCAGACGGCCGUGGAUGCCCAGCGCGUCCCUGAUGUGGAUAAAAUCGAGCAGGCGGCCAAGGAUAUCGAUAGUCUGCGAUCCAAGCUCAGCAGCGAUCUACGCCCCGCCACCCUCGACUCCAAGGAUUUGGAGCAGUGCCUAGAGCACCUGAAGACCGCCCACAAGCCACGCCUAAACCUCAGCCGGCAGCAGCGGGAGUUUGCCCAGAAUCAGGAAGCUUUCAACGGCCUACGAACAGCCGUCGAUGGAUUGGAGAACGGGAUGGAGUUGGGCAUGAUGCAGGCCAUGGAUCGCCUUGUGGACGACCUACUGCCUCCGCGGGAUUCAGUCAACUAGCGUGUCGUCACAAAAGUGUAUAUGUAUAUUUUUAGGAUAUAAAAUAAUUUAAAACAUUAAGAAUGGAGCAUUGCGAAUGAAAACUACGAGCUACAACGAAUGCAACGGUCCAUCCGAUGAGGAUAAUCGGCAGCGGCAUUCUGGAAAGCAAAUGGAAAUUAUUUUACAUACUGUUAUUGAUAAACAUAAGAGAGUUUACCACUUGGAGCGCUUGGACCAGUCUUUGGCUGUCCAGUGCAAGCACUUGGAGUCGAUGCGAAUCUUGCGCUUGUCCAUCGCCCGCCGAUGCUGCUCGAUGGUGUCCCUGUUGAUGCACACGAUGUACUGGCCCUUGUAGUAGUUAAUCAGGUUUAGGUUUUGCAGCGUAGAGAUGACGUCCUCCUUUUUGAUGGAGGUGCAUUCGCAGAUGUCGCUGAACGAAGGAAGUACAAGAUUAGAGUAUAUCUACCUACGAUCAACUUGAACUAAGGAAUAAUAUCUAGCAUGAACUCCCCAAAUUAAAAUCGCAUCAUUAAGAGCUU